Messenger RNA from Anguilla anguilla (European eel), 2330 nucleotides. RefSeq names its product polyubiquitin-like. The coding region runs from base 225 to 1325 and encodes 366 amino acids. The record is from RefSeq and is a predicted model, not a curated record. Gene Ontology annotation, molecular function: protein binding. Lineage: Eukaryota; Metazoa; Chordata; Actinopteri; Anguilliformes; Anguillidae. The transcript is spliced from 3 exons.
CUAUAUCAGUGUGUGAUGUUGCAAAGAUUUUCUGUUUUGAUCGAGCAAUUGAAGAACUGAGGAAGAACGCAAGAAACACACGAGUUAUACCAAGGGAGCUUCAGCCACUAUAUGCAGUCGACCCAGAGGCCGCCUGGAUUGCAGCAGAAGACUUGAGCAGUAGCAGAAGGACAAUCAGGGAGAGCAGAAGUCCAGAACCAGAAGAAUCAGGGGCAGCAACAGCAAUGGGGGGGUCACAAUCAGGUCGCCGUGUGCAGCACAAGCAGAUUGAGGAGAAGCUCACGAGGGCAGGAGUUGCAGGCCAAACUAAGAGAACAAGUCACCUUGUGCAGCACGAGCAGAUUGAGGAGAAGCUCACGAUGGCAGGAGUAGCAGGCCAAACUAAGAGAACAAGUCACCUUGUGCAGCACGAGCAGAUUGAGGAGAAGCUCACGAUGGCAGGAGUAGCAGGCCAAACUAAGAGAACAAGUCACCUUGUGCAGCAUGAGCAGAUUGAGGAGAAGCUCACGAUGGCAGGAGUUGCAGGCCAAACUAAGAGAACAAGUCACCUUGUGCAGCACGAACUGGUUGAGGAGAAGCUCAUGAUGGCAGGAGUAGCAGGCCAAACUAAGAGAACAAGUCACCUUGUGCAGCACGAACUGGUUGAGGAGAAGCUCAUGAUGGCAGGAGUAGCAGGCCAAACUAAGAGAACAAGUCACCUUGUGCUGCACGAACUGGUUGAGGAGAAGCUCAUGAUGGCAGGAGUAGCAGGCCAAACUGAGAGCACAAGUCACCUUGUGCAGCACGAGCUGGUUGAGGAGAAGCUCAUGAUGGCAGGAGUAGCAGGCCAAACUGAGAGCACAAGUCACCUUGUGCAGCACGAGCUGGUUGAGGAGAAGCUCAUGAUGGCAGGAGUAGCAGGCCAAACUGAGAGCACAAGUCACCUUGUGCAGCACGAGCUGGUUGAGGAGAAGCUCAUGAUGGCAGGAGUAGCAGGCCAAACUGAGAGCACAAGUCACCUUGUGCAGCACGAGCUGGUUGAGGAGAAGACAAACAUGAUUUUCCAAAUCAUAGUGAAGGGAUUCAGUGAUAAACCCAGAGAGAUUAAAUUUAAGUGUUCACAGACAAAGUUUGACAACACUACAACUCUGGAGCUGAAGGAAAAAAUAAUCAUUUCUGAACAUUUAGAAAAUUCAGGUAUGGAAACUGAUUCAUUGCGUUUGGUUUUUGCAUCUACGCCGAUGGAAGAUGAGAAGACGUUUUCUGAUUACCAUAUCCAGAACAUGUCCACAGUGAUGAUGAUCAGCCGCAUGCCUGGGGGAUGGAAGUCUCAGUCGGUCCCAUGAACAAUCAAUCCCACGAGAAACAUCUGUUGCCUUCAACAAGCAGUAGCAUCCAGCAGCAGGCCUGCAGACACAGAUUGUGAAGGAACGUUAGUUAAUCUGUGUCAUUGCUGUCUGUAUAUUAAGCAAGAUAUUGCAUUGUAAAUAUAGAUAUUAUAUUUUCAUGUUUUUGUUUCCAAAUUGCAUUUAACUUACAUUCGGGUGACCAGGUUUCUGGAAGCAAAUAAUUUACAUAACGGUGUACAUGUAGCAACGCUGAUUUUCAUCAUUAUCAUAUAUCAUAAAUGUUAGUUGUUAAUACUGUAACUUUAAUUUUAAUUCAUUAGAAAGGCAGCAGAACUGCGAAACAAAAAAAUGAACUCAAACAUUUAACUUUACAAAAUAAAAUACAGCUGCAAUACGCAGUACAUAGGGAUCAGGUUUGGCACAAGCUAAAUACAUGUUCAAGGAGAAUGCCACCCUGAAAUCAGAAAGAAAUAUGUUUAUCCUCAGUCUUGUAAUAUUUGAUAUAACUCAUUUUAAGGGAAUGAUGUAUAGAAUGUAUAGAAUAAUGCUUCUAAUGUAUGGAAUUGGGAUGUUAGGUGAAGGGUCAUGCUUGAAAAGUUGCGUUAUAUAUGCAGUUAUAUAUAUAAAAAAAUAAUUCAAGAAGUGUUGAAUGUCUAGCCUAUUGUGCACUGUUUCUCCCCUUACAGUUGAUCUGUUAUAAGCAAGAGACAGACCCCAACUGCGGUAAAAAUUUAAGAUCAAGAGCACCAAGGGAACAAAAGGACCCCUGACACUGUUAAGUUGGAGGAAGCUCACAUGUCCAGCCUUAGUAUAAACUCCUGAACUAUAAUUAGCCACAAAUGGAAUUUGUUGUAUAUGGUGACUGAAUUUAUCCCAUAGGUUGAAACCACAGUUCUUUGAAAGCUAUAUAAACUCAUGUAUUGGACUUUAUAUUUUUGAAGACUGUACUUGUACCUCUUCCCGACCGGUCGUAUUAUUAAAUUAUAAAAAGAAGCUCCUGAA